This is a messenger RNA of Syzygium oleosum, 1971 nucleotides long. RefSeq names its product protein GRAVITROPIC IN THE LIGHT 1. NCBI's taxonomy places the organism in Eukaryota, Viridiplantae, Streptophyta, Magnoliopsida, Myrtales, Myrtaceae. Gene Ontology annotation, biological process: response to red or far red light; negative gravitropism. The transcript is spliced from 2 exons. The coding region runs from base 314 to 1777 and encodes 487 amino acids. The record is from RefSeq and is a predicted model, not a curated record.
ACUUUCCGUUGACUUCCCUCUCCAGUACACAAAUACUCGCCAUGAAUGUGUCGGGCUCCUUGCUAUCGUCAACGGGUGUGGCGCCUCCUCUAUCCUGCGCACCCCCACUUUCCCCGGGGUGGUCAGACAUUAAGAGAGAGAGAGAGAGAGGUGUCAUGUCAAGGCUCGAGAAUCUAUGUCCCAUUAAAGAAUUGACCGAGCUCAGUGAUCAAGCCUCACGGAUGAUGGCGGUGGAGGUGCAUCUGAUCUGAACACCCCUUCCAUCCUCUUCCCUCCACAUACUCGACGGACGGACGGACGGACGGAGGAAGGAAUGGCCGGCAAAGUCUCCAACUUCUCCGAUCUGAUACAGCGGGUGACCGCCUCCUGCUUGCUCCAUCCGCUGGCCGCGACGCGGCACUACUCCGGAGAGCUGGUGAGCGACCCCGACGAAGGGGAGAAAGAAUGCGACCCUCGACGGGGAAUUGAAGAGGACCCAGAGGAGGAAGAAGACGACGAAGUGGAGGAGGAGAGUGAAGAGAAGGGAGGAGCUGAGGAGGUUUGGGAGCGGAGCAAGAGGGAGAUGAGGGCGGAGAGGCUGGUGGUGGAGAUGGAGGUGAUAAUGAACGACGUGUUCGACACGGUGUCGGCCAUGAAGAGAGCCUACGUGAGCUUGCAGGAUGCGCAUUGCCCCUGGGACGCCGAGAAGAUGCGGGUCGCCGACGUGGCGGUGGUGGCGGAGCUCAGGAGGCUGGCGGUCCUGAGGGAGAGGUACCGUCGGAGCCUGAUUUGCCACGGGGGAGCCGGCGGCGGCGGCGGCUGUGGUAGGGGGCUGGGGAGCCGACCGGCGGAGGUGAGGGAGGUGGUGGCGCCGUACGAGGCGGCGCUGGAGGAGAUGAAGAGGGAGGUGAAGGCCAGGGAAGCGGAGGUCGACAGCUUGAAGGAGAAGCUCCGGAGCUCGACCAGUCUCAACGGGAAGAAAGGACGGUCUCUGUCGAAGAGGAGACUCAGUUGCAGCCAAUCUCUCGUCGCUGCGUCGCCGGCGCCGGAGCUCUUCGAAGCGACGAUGAGCCAAGUCCGGGAGGCGUCCAAGUCCUUCACCUCCCUCCUCCUCUCGCUGAUGCGCGCCGCGCACUGGGACAUCGCCUCCGCGGUCCGCUCGAUCGAGGCCGCCGGCGGCGCGGGGGCGGCGGCCGCGAACGCGUCGAUCGUCGGGGUCCACCACGCCAAGUACGCGCUGGAGUCCUACAUCUCGCGCAAGGUCUUCCAAGGGUUCGACCACGAGACGUUCUACAUGGACGGGAGCCUCUCGUCGCUGCUGAACCCCGGCCAGUACCGGCGAGACUGCUUCGCGCGGUACCGGGACAUGAAGGCCAUGGACCCGGUGGAGCUGCUCGGGGUGCUGCCGAGCUGCGACUUCGGCAAGUUCUGCUCCAAGAAGUACCUGGCCAUCGUGCACGCCAAGAUGGAGGAGUCCUUCUUCGGGAGCCUGGAGCACCGGAGCCUGGUGGCCGGCGGGAGCCACCCGAGGACGGAGUUCUACGGCGAGUUCCUGAAGCUGGCCAAGGCGGUGUGGCUGCUCCACUUGCUGGCCUUCUCGCUGGACCCGGCGCCGAGCUUGUUCGAGGCGAGCCGAGGGGCCGAGCUGCACCCGCAGUACAUGGAGAGCGUGGUCAAGUUCUCGGGCCGGGGGCAGGUGCCGGCGGGUCACGUGGUCGGUUUCCCGGUGAGCCCCGGGUUCAAGCUAGGGAACGGGUCGGUGGUCAAGGCUAGGGUUUAUCUGGUGUCCAGAGCGUGAUAUUGGAGCUGCAUUUUCCUAAUUAUAGUGGUCGAGGCUAGGGUUUCUGCUUUUUCUUUUUUUUUUGGUAGUGCACUAAUAAUAAUUUAUGCUUAGAGCUUAGGUGUGUAUCUGUUAUGGGGAUGCGGUGGGAAGGCUUUGAGCCAGCAAGGCUCGAAAGACACUCUUUUUAGCGUGAAUGGAUACAUUCAAAA